Molecule: messenger RNA, 3332 nt
Organism: Equus caballus (horse)
Lineage: Eukaryota; Metazoa; Chordata; Mammalia; Perissodactyla; Equidae
Gene: CYP24A1
Product: cytochrome P450 family 24 subfamily A member 1
Biological process (GO): glucocorticoid biosynthetic process; C21-steroid hormone biosynthetic process; cellular response to peptide hormone stimulus
Cellular component (GO): mitochondrial inner membrane
Molecular function (GO): iron ion binding; oxidoreductase activity, acting on paired donors, with incorporation or reduction of molecular oxygen; monooxygenase activity
Source: RefSeq, a predicted model, not a curated record
CCACUUCGUGGCUCCAGAUCUGCAGACCGGCAGGCAGACUCACAUCCUUUUCUUUCCUCUUCCAAGAGCCACUCAACUCCCGGCUGCACUCCUCCAGCCCCCGCGGCCACCGCUCGGGGAACACCGCACCUUGAGCCUGCCUCCCGGUGCAGCGUUGAGCAUCCUCGCCAAGGUCCUUUCUGCUGUCUGUCCCUCCUCCGCACCCUCCAUCACACCUGCUGGUCCUCUUUGCCUCUCUUUCCCAGAAUCGUCAAGCCCCCAAAUCCCGCCGGCGCCUCUUUAGCAACCUCGCCCUUGCCGGUCCCCGUGCAUUCCCAAGUGCCCGGUCUCCUGCACUGUCAUGACCUCCCCCAUUAGCAAGAGCCGCUCCCUUGCCGCCUUCCUACAGCAGCUGCGCAGCCUCGGGCAGCCCCCCAGAGCCGUGACAUCCAGGGCGUGCGCGCCCGCUCAGCCACGUGAGGUGCCCCUCUGCCCGCUGAUGGAGCGCGGCGAGGCGCAGAACGCGGCCGACCUCCCCGGCCCCACCAAGUGGCCGCUGCUGGGCAGCCUGCUGGAGAUUCUCUGGAAAGGAGGACUCAAGAAACAGCACGACACGCUGGCGGAGUACCACAAGAAGUACGGCAAGAUUUUCCGCAUGAAGUUGGGCUCUUUCGACUCGGUGCACCUGGGCUCGCCGUGCCUGCUGGAAGCGCUGUACCGCACCGAGAGCGCCCACCCGCAGCGGCUGGAGAUCAAACCCUGGAAGGCCUAUCGCGACUACCGCAAGGAGGGCUACGGGCUGCUGAUUCUGGAGGGAGAAGAUUGGCAGAGGGUUCGGAGCGCCUUUCAAAAGAAACUGAUGAAACCGGUGGAAAUAAUGAAGCUGGACAACAAAAUCAAUGAGGUCUUAGCUGAUUUUGUGGGUAGAAUAGAUGAGCUGUGUGAUGAAAGAGGCCACAUUGAAGACUUGUACAGCGAACUGAACAAAUGGUCAUUUGAAAGCAUCUGCCUGGUGCUGUAUGAGAAGAGAUUCGGGCUCCUCCAGCAGAACGCAGGGGCUGACGCUCUGAACUUCAUCGCGGCCAUCAAAACAAUGAUGAGCACGUUCGGGAGGAUGAUGGUCACCCCAGUCGAGCUGCACAGGACCCUCAACACCAGGGUCUGGCAGGCCCACACGCAGGCCUGGGACACCAUUUUCAAGUCAGUCAAAUCUUGUGUCAACAACCGAUUAGAAAAAUAUUCGGAGCAGCCCAGCGUGGAUUUCCUUUGUGAUAUUUAUCACCACAAUCAGCUUUCAAAGAAAGAGUUGUACGCUGCUGUCACAGAGCUCCAGCUGGCUGCAGUAGAGACGACAGCAAACAGCUUAAUGUGGCUUCUCUACAAUUUAUCCCGCAAUCCCCAUGUGCAACAAAAGCUUCUAAAGGAGAUUCAGAGUGUGCUGCCUGAAAAUCAGAUACCACAGGCCGAGGAUUUGAGGAAUAUGCCAUAUUUAAAAGCCUGUCUGAAAGAAUCUAUGAGGCUUACCCCGAGCGUGCCAUUUACAACUCGGACUCUUGACAAGGCGAUAGUCUUGGGUGAAUAUGCUUUACCCAAAGGAACAGUGCUGAUGCUAAAUACCCAGGUGUUGGGAUCCAAUGAAGAAAAUUUUGAAAAUUCAAGUGAGUUUAGGCCUGAACGGUGGCUUCAAGAGAAGAAAAAGAUUAAUGCUUUUGCACAUCUUCCAUUUGGUGUCGGGAAAAGAAUGUGCAUUGGCCGCCGAUUAGCUGAGCUCCAGCUCCACUUGGCUGUCUGCUGGAUCAUCCGCAAAUAUGACAUCGUGGCCACGGACAACGAGCCUGUGGAGAUGCUGCACCUGGGCAUCCUGGUGCCCAGCCGGGAGCUCCCCAUCGCUUUCUGCCAGCGAUAAGAGGCUCAGAAUUUUUUUUUUUUUUUUACGAAGACCAAAAACAGCAAUUUUUAUUCUCCUGGAAGAAUGGUGCUUAUGACUUCUACAUUCCUGGAAGGCAAACCUCAAAAGCCAGAGCACGAAGCAGCCCAUAAGAACAUUUAGACACAGAUGUCUAUACUCUGUCUUCUGUGCAAUUGUUCCAGAAGCUGUACUGUCCAUAUAGAUGAUGGUAUUUAUUAAGGUUGUAUCUGACUCAGGGAAGUGGAUUCCAAGCAGAAUCCGAGGCGCUCUCAGGGUAUAUACUGCUGGCUUACGCUUAACCGAUGUCAGCACCACCCGGACUUACAUAGAAUUGUCCAUGAUCCUCUUUUCUCUUGCAUCUUCCAUGACAUGAAAGGGACGCUGAGCGCUUGUCAGUUAGUCUGGUAAAAGCCACUGAAUGUUUCUGUUCCUGCCCUACCAAAUUCGCUGCUUGACUCUUCUCAGGAUUAAGUGUACAUUUCUCAACGGAAGGGCUGCCACAGCUCAGUUUUCUGGAGCUCGGGGUAUUAUGGACAAUCCAUUUAUUCUAACUCCAUUUAAUGUAGUAUUUGGGAAAAUACUUGCUAAUAAUGUAAGCAAAGUUAAAUGUUGGUUAAAGUUAGCAGGCCCCCAGGAAACUGUGUUUUUCCUGUGUUGAAAUGAAAACACCAGGAAAUUAGAAAAUAUCUCUAUUUUAAGAAGUACUUGAAUGAAGUCAAAACCUCUUAUCUAAGAAUAUCUUGAUGAUUGGCUGUGACAUCAUUUUGUUAAAGGACCCUGAAAUCUUUUAUUUAGUUAAUGUAUUUCCUCUGUGGCAUUAAGGAGCAGAUCAACAGGUUUCAAAUUGUGUGUGUGUAUGUUCUGAUGGCAGUUUGCUUAAGUCAGACUUAAAAACAUAUAUGGUGUUUGAUUCAGGAUCUGUGGUAAAGUUCAGUCACAGCUUAAAAAUGUUCAGUGUGAUCUUAAGAAAGGGACUUCCCCUGCCUCAAUUUUCCCAUGUAUAAAAUGGGACAGUAGUAAAAUGUGCAUACAUUAUAGAUUCACCAUGUAACACUUGUUAUGUGAUUUGAACUUCUUGGGGAAAAUAUGAUUUUAUAAAUGGAAAAUGUAUAGACAUUUAUGCAAUACUUAUAAAACUUUCUAAAAAAUUGUGUUUGCAUAUGGUUUAUUUUCACAUAUUUUCACUACCGCGUUUCCUAAAAGCAGACGGUGGAUCUCUGUAUAUUUGAUAAAGAUUUCUUUUUAGUUUAUAUUUUUAGACUAUUUCAGAAGUAUACAUUCAUAUCUUCAUAUUUUAAUAAGUAUGUACAUAUAACUAGAAUAAGUAUAUGCUUUCUCCCUGCUGUGGAAUUACAUGUAGGAUUAUAAAUCCACCUGUGUUGUCAGAUUUCAUCUGUGUGUCUUCUUUGAAUUCUCUGAAAGUAAGAAUAAAAGUUUAAAAAAA